Messenger RNA from Xiphias gladius (swordfish), 555 nucleotides. RefSeq names its product transmembrane protein 237A-like. Gene Ontology annotation, cellular component: ciliary transition zone. Lineage: Eukaryota; Metazoa; Chordata; Actinopteri; Istiophoriformes; Xiphiidae. Gene Ontology annotation, biological process: cilium assembly. The transcript has 4 exons. Bases 53 to 379 code for a protein of 108 amino acids. The record is from RefSeq and is a predicted model, not a curated record.
UGUGUGCAGUAAACCUACUCUGCUUCUCAGAGUGAAUCUGGCCAAAGGCUCCAUGGCUCUGCAGGAGUUCAUCACACUGGACCCCGUCGCUCUCGCCUCAUUCUUGUAUUUCUCGGCGUUGGUCCUCUGUUUGAGCCAGCAGAUGACCAGCGAUCGAAUCAACCUGUACCCAGCCUUCAACACAACGUUAUGGCCGCCGGGGUCAGAGCACCAGAUCCUCCACCCUUGGGUGACAGUCAACCUGGUGGUGGCGCUGCUUGUUGGCCUGGCCUGGAUCUUCAUCGCCACGCGACCUGAGACCGACUAUACUGAGGGUUAUCUGAUGGCCAUGGAGAUUGAGCCGCCCAAACACGAGGACAAAUCAGAAAUGAGCGCCUGAGAAAAACGACUGUUUGUCUGCUCUGACGCUACAGCUUUGUUGUCAUUUUGCACAUUUUUUGCGCUGUGUUUUGGCAGUGAACUCCGAAUGUGUUGUACUGUAUACUGUUUUUGUAUUUUUGAAAUGUGAAUGUGCUUGUUUCUUUUUAAAUACAGGAUUUUAUCCAACUAAUCCAA